CUUCACGGACAGCAAGUGCGCAUUCAAUUUUGGCCCGACCGGUUUGGCUCAAGUUUUACACUUGGCAACCGAGUCGGGAAGAACUCUCAAUAAAACUGUAGCAGGUGAAGCUCCGAGUGAGUGUGUUAGGUUUUUGCUUGUUCGAACGAAGUAAGUCCUUCUUGUCUGCUUCGGUCUACGAUUUCGCACUUCGUGUCGUCGAUUUUGAAGAACAGAGCUUGAUCGAUUUUAACAAAGGACGCACCACAAUGCAACUUAUAACGUAUGUGCUUUAUUAUUGAAUCUUAUGAUAUGUAGUUUUUGAAAAGUUUAAAAUUUUUUCAGAAUUCAUGAAUCUGGGAAAUUGAGAAGAAUCCACAAAGGUAAUGGAAAACUGAAUAAUAAUUCCGGAAAUGAGUGGCAUAAUAACCAUAAUUCAGCUCAGUGAUGUGCUCUGUGAGGACCUGUCAAGACAUCGUAGCGCUGCUCCAACUUUUAGGUCUUUAGGUUUCUUAGAUUUCUCAGGAUGUACCUGUCAAACACAGACCCCCCUGGAUCGGACCCAAGAGCUCCCACUCAAUGGUCGCCGGAGAUUGCCUCUACGCCUCCUCUGUUCUGCGAUUUUAACCACUAGCCCGACCGGAAACCGCUCCUGAGACCCCGGGUUGGGCGGUGCGCACCUAUGUUAAGUGCAAUCCAUAUCCCCCCCGGCCGGCCGCGAUCGCCUGCUGAUAUAGAGUACACAAGAGGGCAAACAGGGCCGCCGGUGAUCGGGUUCACUGACGCCGGGCGCCUGGUUUCUCGCCCGCCCGAGCUGUUCGCGGCGGAACGCGGGCAAUGACGAACUCACGACCAUGGUGAUGAUCGGCGCCUUCUCUUCGUGUCUGGCGCGAAGAUGCGCCGCACGCAUUUCCCAAAGCCUGUAGCGCGGGUAUGCCGGUCGGGGCGAAAAGCGCGGUCGGCGCGCGCUUGGGCAUAAUAGUGGCGGGGCGCGCCGCAGAAAACGCGAAAGGCCCGGGGCUUGGGGCGGUCCUUCUUUCUCGUUAGGCAUCGGUCCGGUUCGCCCGCACCCCGGUCGUGCGGUGGGCCGCCCGCCCCCGCGGCGCGCCGAAGCCCCCUAGCAGCGCCGGGAGCGGUGCGCGGUACACAGCAACGAUUUUCCUGGGCGUUAUGGCCAGCCGCUACAUGCGAUUGCGACGCGGUUAAACAAUAGCGGGGGGGGGCGCGGCCGCCGUGCUCGGCACGCGGAGGCGUCCUUUCGUGAUCGUGCUGCAACCCGGGGGGGCGUCCUUCUCCGGGGGCCGGCGCAGACGGUGAUUUUACUCACGUUGGAAAUAAGGGGUCGUGCCGCGCUAGAAAGGCUACGGUCCGCCGGCGCCCCGGUCGAAGAGCUUCCCUGCGGACCCCACGAGUGGCUCUACAAGUUGGUUGCCUUCUUACUAGAUUGAAGUCGUCUACUGGGCCUCCAUACUGAUCGCCACCCGCGUUUUUUUUCUUUCGCUUUUUAAAAGAUCACAAAACGAUCCGACGCACACCGUGAAAUGAUCCAAUUUUCUUUUGUUGAUCUUUUUUGACCACUUUGAUCUGUACUUUGAUCAUAUUGCACGUGACGCGGCGAGGACGCUUUUGUUUGAAAUCAGAAGCUUUUUUUAGUUGCUCGCUCCGGAGCGCUGCAUCAUUGGUUUAUCGUAAGCUACUGACUUUGAGCUUGACUCCGUUAACAAACGGCCCUCUUCAAGACACCAUGAAUCGCGUCUCGCGUCACCUGACGCGGCAGCCAUUCCGGUCCCCAGUACUGCACGACACGCUCGGACUUGGGAGGAGGAGGUUUUGCGCGCUCGCGCAGAGGCCCGCAGCUGUGAAGAAUGAGUUACCUCCAAACACCAUACGGCAACCCGACGGGAAUAUCAAAACGCUCCUGUACUAACUUGCAACUUUGUUUUUAAGUAACUGCUGUCGUUUGCGCGAGACCUUGGCAUAAGAAUUGUGAAUCAUGUCCACAAAUUUUUCGUAAGUUGUCAGUGGCGUUACCCAUGGUGGAAAGCAACAGGUACGAUGGAGAGGAAGAGAUUUUGACGCCCGCACAGCAUGAGGAAAAGCAGCGGCUUAUCAAGGAGCUUACCCGGAGACUCAGCGGCCCCCUGGCCGACGAGAACGGCAAUGUCCCCACGGGCAAGGACCGACCCAUUGCUAUCGAAGUAGACGGGCCAUCGCAUUUCUACGCCAACUCCCAGCGCUACACAGCGUACUCUGAUGAAUGCAGUCGAAAUACAAAUCUUCAUUCCUUGUUUAGCUCCCCCGCAUUUUAGCCGAUAAUCAAAUUAAUCUCGCCAGUACGUUGGUAGUACUUUCCAGGCGGGGCGCGAAGUGCAGUUUCUAGUACUUAUCCUCGGUCUUUACAGGUACAGCAAGUUGAAGCACCGACUGCUGACCCGGAUGGGUUACAAGGUUCUGCACGUGCCGUAUUUUGACUGGCGGCGACUGCGCGGCGCCAAGGAGCGGGAAGACUACAUGCGGGCGAAACUUCGCGAGGAACCCACCGAGUGGUUGGAUCCGGAAGACGCCAGGUAUUACGAGGGUAUGUCAUCUGCAUCACCAUCGGAAUCAGCGAGACUACCGGACGAGGAAGCGAAACGGUGUGCAACCGCCACCGCAAACCAGUCGUCGAUGGGUGGCGCGACCACACCGGUAGCUGCACCAACAGUAGCAGCUACUAUGUGACGACAACGGAAGGAUCGUCCGACAAACCUUGUGGGCCUUCACCUCUGCCCUCGUGAUGACCAUCGGACAGCUUACAUCUAAUGAAAAACACACAACUUAUCUACACGGCCAUGAUGAACAAAACACCCAGCGUCCACGGACUGAAGUGAUGUUUUAAGUAUUUCCACGGUGCGUCGCGGAGGCCACUCAGCGACAGAGGCUGCAGGCUUGACGCUCGGCUUUGGGAUUUGGUUUUCUCCGGGAGGUGCAAGUAACGUGUGCCCCAACUUUUGUUUGCUAACCUCUCAUCCGUCGUCAGGCUCAAUCUCUAUUCUUUUUCUUCGCAUGGUCGCGCUUUUGCGCCAAGGGUCAAUGAUCCAUCAAGAAUCGUAGUAAUGCGGUCGGUCAAGAAAGACGAUGAGUUUUUGUUUUGUGGUGGAUUGGAUCUUUUUUGAAGAUCUUGCGGCUC
Messenger RNA from Amoebophrya sp. A120, 3148 nucleotides. NCBI's taxonomy places the organism in Eukaryota, Dinophyceae, Syndiniales, Amoebophryaceae. The record is from the annotation of a GenBank genome assembly.